Molecule: messenger RNA, 2181 nt
Organism: Beauveria bassiana ARSEF 2860
Lineage: Eukaryota; Fungi; Ascomycota; Sordariomycetes; Hypocreales; Cordycipitaceae
Product: transcription factor TamA
Exons: 2
Coding region: 1-2181 (726 amino acids)
Biological process (GO): DNA-templated transcription
Cellular component (GO): nucleus
Molecular function (GO): zinc ion binding; DNA binding
Source: RefSeq, a predicted model, not a curated record
AUGGCGCCCGGCAGCCCCAAUAAGCCAUCCGUGCCCAUCGACAUCAACCAAAGAAUGCCGACGUCCCAGGCCGCGCCGUCUGGAAGCCACCGCGCGCAUCAAAACCGCUUCGAGCUCGGCCCUCCCAGUCUGCACGACAGGUCCGGCUCCGAGGCCAUCGCCGAAUCCUCUUCGUCAGCAGCCAUGCGCUGCCAUGCAUGCCAGCAGCUCGACUUUCGUUGCGUCACCCGUGACGACAAUGACGGCUGCACGCCCUGCGUCGAGGCUGGCGCUGCGUGCUCCCUGAUCGGACUAAGCCCCCGGUCGCGCAAGAGAAAGCUGCACGGCGAGUCGUUCAACGAACCCACCGUCAAGAGAGGAUUCUCCACGUCUGAUUUGCACUCUAGACGGCAUCCAAAUAACGAAUUGGCAAACACUUCCACCAGCUCCAGUCUUCUUGAAGACUUUGCCAACGUGGGUGGUCCUACGAGACUUGGUCGCACACUGGGUCUGCAGCUCGAUCGCCACAGCCAGUACAUUGGACACACGACUGACUUGGAGCCCUCGCUGCUCAAUCUCUCCGAUUAUGAUCCCGAAAAUGAGAGCAUGUCCCCGCGCGGCGUUCUGCGCAAGGUGAGCCAAGGCCAGAGCUUUCUUCUCGUCUCUGACGGUACCACCCGCGGCUACGAGCAGCAGCAGCAGGACAUCAUGGCCGUCGAGGCGCUCGUCGCCCCGCACGGCCGUACCCUCAUUGACCUCUUCUUCUACCAUGUGCACCCGGCGUUUCCCAUUGUGCAAAAGCACGUCUUUCUCGAAAAGUACGAGCGUGACUACCGCGAGUUUACGCCGUCGCUCCUCGCCACCGUCUACCUCUUGGCCAUCAAUUGGUGGAACCACAGCCCUGCGCUGGCCGACUUGCCCAGACCCAACACUGACGAGCUGGAGAGCCUCGUUCGCAGCAGCCUCGCCGACUCCAUGGGCCGCCCGAAGCUGUCGACCGUCGAGGCCGCGCUGCUGCUCGCCCAGAUGCCCGGCACCUCCCAGUGGGCGUCCACGGCGCAGCUCGUUGCCGUCAGCCAGGACCUCGGCCUGCACCUCGACUGCUCGAGCUGGGAUAUUCCGCCGUGGGAAAAGGGCAUGCGAAAGCGCCUCUCCUGGGGCGUCUACAUGCAGGAUAAAUGGAGCGCCCUCAUCCACGGCCGGCCCUCGCACAUAUCUCUCUCCAACUGGGCCGUUCGCAGCCUUACGGUGCACGACUUUCCUGAUGUCGACUGGGACGAGGGCAAUACAGAUCAAAAGGAGGACGCCGAGACAGGACAGAUCAUCUUUAUGCGCUUUAUUCAGCUGACGGGCAUCCUGACGGAGAUUCUUGACACCUUUUACACGCUCGCCGCCAUGCACAAGGUCGAACACGCGGGUGCCCAGGGCACGCAGAUUGUGCUCGCUCUGGCCAAGCCCAUACAGCUCAAGCUCAAGGACUGGUAUGCCGACCUACCCGCCUGCGUGCGCCUCGAGUCGCUCUCGUCCGGCGGGCGCACGCUCUCGCGCCCAUCGAGCGUGGGCUACCUACACCUGGCAUACUUUGCCACCGAGACUUCGCUGCACAGACGCAUCAUCAGCACACUGAGCGCCUCGCCGACGACCGUCGACCCGUACCUGGAGCACAUUUGCCGGAGCGCAGCCAAGGCACGCCUCAUCUCGAGCAUGGACUUUGUCAACCGGCUCUCGCCCAACCACCUGCAUUCCUUUUGGUACUUUGCCUCCAAGACCAACUUUGCCCUCAUUGGCACAUUUGGAUCACUGCUGUGGGCGACAAGCCCCGGCCGCGAAGAGGCCGACUGGUAUCGCCGCCGCCUCGCCGAGUAUCGCUGGACGCUGUCGAUCAGCGCCAAGCCGGGCCAGCAGAACCGGUACCUGACGGCCUUUGCGAUGGACAUGCUGGACACGUCGACGGGGAUGUUGCUGCGACAGCUGCCCGAGAAGCCGUCUCUGAGCCGGUGUACGAGCGCGGCGCUGGACUUUGCGGGUCGCUCCUUGCCGGGCUCAUUUUCGGGCCUUGGAAGUGGCUUCUCGCUGCAGGGCAGCUUCAGCAACCUGGAUAGCGCCCUGGACCGCAGCAGCUCGCACAGCUUGGAAAGCGACGACGAGAGCGUCAGCGAUGAGGAGGAUGACUUGGAUGAUGACUACAACACGACUGUGUAA